Molecule: messenger RNA, 1530 nt
Organism: Aphis gossypii (cotton aphid)
Lineage: Eukaryota; Metazoa; Arthropoda; Insecta; Hemiptera; Aphididae
Product: thymidylate synthase
Exons: 8
Coding region: 334-1365 (343 amino acids)
Biological process (GO): tRNA wobble uridine modification; dTMP biosynthetic process
Cellular component (GO): cytosol; mitochondrion; cytoplasm
Molecular function (GO): thymidylate synthase activity
Source: RefSeq, a predicted model, not a curated record
ACUAGUUUUACCAGAGAAUAUUCUGUAUUUUACUGUAAAAUUUUUAUCCAUAGUUUAUUUUUACCUAUGAAUUUACCACCAUCCAUAAAUCCAAAAUAUCCUUAAUUCGAAAAAAUAUUGUAAAGUUAAAUAAGUACUAAGUAGUAGGUGCUCAAUAAUAAUAUUAAUUAUUUAUUAUUCAAAUUAUUAUUUGUAACAUUUUUUCAUAUUUUCAUUUAUUUAAUAUUAAUGUCACAGAUUAUUAAAUAUAUUUGGAAUUAAGUGUUCAAUUUAUGUUUGUUUUUAUACUUGCAUAGGUGUAGUAAUUUUAAACAUCUUACCAGAUUUUUCAUUAUGUCGUUAAACUUGCAGUCACACACUAUUAGCCAAAGAAAAAGUUUAAAGUUAAAAGGUACUAAAACGUCAGUUACAAAAAAUCAAAUUUUAAUUUCUUCUGGUAUAGUAUCGCUGGAUGCAGUUUUGGAUGGAGGUAUUCCAAUAGGAACUGUGGCUCUUGUGGAAGAAGAAAAUUAUGGCCGAAAUGCAGAUUUGAUUACAAAACAUUUUAUAGCUGAAGGAGUUGUGAGUGAUCAUUCUAUUUUAAUUGCUGAUGUCGAAAGGAAACCUGAAGCAACUGCAAAUGACUUACCAAAACCAAUUCAAGAAGAUAGUUUUCAACAAACCGAUAUUGUUGCUGAGGAUUUUAAAAUAGCUUGGCGCUAUAGUCAAAAUCCAAUAUACGACUCUAAACCAUAUCACACAUCCAUAUCUUUUGGACAUACAUUUGAUAUGUCAGCUAAAAUUCCUGUUAAUGAAUUACAAAAUAUUAGAUAUUGGCCAACCGAUAAAUCACAAGGUACUAGUUACUCUGAGCUAUUAGAACACAUAAACACAAUAAUAACGAAAGGCGGUUUUAGUACAAAAAUUCCUGUUGAAAAAAGAAAUGUAUUAAGAAUAACAAUUAGUAAUUUGUUUUCACCAAUUUGGGAUUCUAAUGAUAUGAAUGUUGUUACAUUUUUAUACAAGCUUCGAAUUCUUGUGCGUUCUUCAUAUGCUACUUGUCUUAUAACAACUCAAGCUCAUGUCAUUGAUGAUGUGACUAAAUGUCGGAUUGAACAUUUUGUGGAUUCAGUAUUAAUUUUUAAACCAAUGGAAUUAAGUUCAUGUGCGGAUUAUAAUGGAAAGCUUAUCAUUGGUAAAUUAGCAUCAUUUAACACGUUUUUAUACGAACCUCUAUCUGUAGAUUGGGCUACAAAACUCACAAGAAAAAAAUUAUGCAUUGAGAAAUUACAUCUUCCACCAUGCUUAAACACCGAGGAUAAUAAUGAAAACAUUCACACUAAGCAAUUGUCAUGCGCUUCAACAACUUCUGUAUUAAGUUUUUAGUUUGUUUUAACCAGUCAAAAUUAGCGACACAGUUAUUGAAGAGGUUUUGACCAACGAUGACGAACAACAGUACUUGGAUCAUAUAAAAAAUAUAUUAGAAAAAGGACACAAAAAAAUGGACCGAACUAGAGUCGGCACACUUUCGUUGUUUGGAGCUCAAAUGCG